AUGCCCUACCCCCAGGGCAAGGCUGGCACUGGCAAGAAGGCCGCCAAGAACCCUCUCAUCGAGAAGCGUACCCGCAACUUCGGUAUCGGCCAGGACAUCCAGCCCAAGCGCAACCUGUCCCGCUUCGUCAAGUGGCCCGAGUAUGUUCGUCUUCAGCGCCAGAAGAAGAUCCUGAACAUGCGUCUGAAGGUUCCUCCUUCCAUCGCUCAGUUCCAGGCCACUCUGGACCGCAACACCGCUGCCCAGACCUUCAAGCUCCUCUCCAAGUACCGCCCUGAGACCAAGGCCGAGAAGAAGGAGCGUCUCGUCCAGGAGGCUACCGCCGUCUCCGAGGGCAAGAAGAAGGAGGAUGUCUCCAAGAAGCCCUACCACGUCAAGUACGGUCUCAACCACGUCGUCGGACUCGUUGAGAACAAGAAGGCUUCCCUCGUCCUGAUCGCUCACGAUGUUGACCCCAUUGAGUUGGUUGUCUUCCUCCCCGCUCUCUGCCGCAAGAUGGGUGUCCCCUACGCCAUUGUCAAGGGUAAGGCCCGUCUCGGCACAGUCGUCCACAAGAAGACCUCCGCCGUCCUGGCCCUCACCGAGACCCGCUCCGAGGACAAGGCCGAGUUCGCCAAGCUCCUCUCCGCCAUCAAGGAGGGUUACACCGACAAGUACGAGGACUCCCGCCGCCACUGGGGUGGUGGUAUCAUGGGUGCCAAGGCCAACGCCCGCAUUGAGAAGAAGCAGAAGGCUAUCGAUGCUGCCAUCAAGGUCUAA
Messenger RNA from Penicillium nucicola, 759 nucleotides. RefSeq names its product 60S ribosomal protein eL8. Lineage: Eukaryota; Fungi; Ascomycota; Eurotiomycetes; Eurotiales; Aspergillaceae. The transcript has 2 exons. Gene Ontology annotation, cellular component: ribonucleoprotein complex. The coding region runs from base 1 to 759 and encodes 252 amino acids. Gene Ontology annotation, biological process: ribosome biogenesis. The record is from RefSeq and is a predicted model, not a curated record.